CACGUGCGAUUGGUGUGGAGGUCCAAGCUGGACAUUUGGGGUUGAACUCAUUAAAGGUGUAUGCCAGACGAGAGAUCGUACUUUCUGCAGGUGCUUUGGGGACGCCUAAGCUUUUGACUCUCUCGGGUAUCGGCGACCCCUAUGAACUAGGCAGACUCGGCAUUUCGGAUACGGUCGUGGAAAGCUAUGCGGUUGGCAAGCACCUGAAGGACCAUUUUUGCUGGGUGGGCUAUGUCAUGCUUGACAAGUAUGUCCAGAACAGAGACGAUUGUGAGUCUGGGGUACUGGGAAAGGAACGCCUCGGAAUAUUCCUGAAUAUUACUGCAGAUGGUGGAGGAAGAGAGGAGGCAGGCGACGACGCAUUGGAUGAGGGAGACAUCAGGAAGCUGAAGAUUUUGAACAGUAUUCAAACUUACAGGGAAGAAACUAACCCCUCCAGGGACGAUUCUUCAAGUACAGCGGAUAAAAGUAAUACAUUAACUUCUGUUGGAAAGACGAAGAUAUCAAGAAAGACAGGACACCAAGAACUCGAACAUCACAGCAGCAUUAGUUCUGAGCAAGACCUGACGCAUUAUAUGAGUGCUGCAGAUCAAUUUGCCGUAGAAGGUGAAAUCCGCAUGUUCAGCAACUGCGUUGAGGCCGAUGCGGAGACGUUGCGCAAGCGCACAGAUGAAGUUACCAAUAAGACAAAGGAAACUCGUAGUGAUAGUGCCAAAGAAGACGAGCCCUCAUCUGGCGAAGAGGAUCAAGCUGAAGACGAGUCAAUAAAUUAUGACUUUUCAUCGACGUCUAGUGCCAAUAAUUGAUGUCUGUAGUAACUCGACAAAUGUAAACGGCGAUAGAUGCGAGGACGAUCUUAUUGUCAUGGUUGAUUAGAGGUGCCAAUGUCCUUGUGUUCGUCGGUGGCAUUAUAUUUUUGGAGGAAGCUGCUAGUUAGUACUACAUGUAGAUGUACAUAAGUAGUCAAUUCUAUUUCAAUUUCUAACAAACCAUAAAAGACGUGCAAAUCCAACAGGUGCCGACGGAGCAGAUCCAUUACACCGUGGAAUUCGUUCAGAUGCGUCCGAAGACCACAGGACGUGUUUACUUGGCGUCCAAGUCGGCGAAUGCUCGGCCGAUCCUGGAGUUCCCAAGAAUAUUUGAUGAGGAUUAUCAAUACAUGUUACGGCGAUGAGGAUUUGUCUGUCACACAAUAUUACUCAACACAUCAUGCGAGUACGAUUACUCGAGGAUUAUGCUAGUACCCAAAAACUUUUUGACUACCUCAUCUUCUGACUCAUUCUGUACUAGUUCACAGUAUUAUUAGCUACCUCUUCUAAAUCUAGCUGGCAUGUCACGUUGGAUGGGUGACCAGUUUUCUGCCUCUGGCGUCUCCAGUGAGCCCAUCACCGAACAAGCCUUUUCUCCUGGCGCCUAUGAAUCUGCCAAAGCCACAGCAAGAUUAUACCAGCACCCCUGUUGCAGUGCUGGUGUCAAUCGAGUAUUGGAUCCUUGGCUUAGAGUGAAGUUAGGGUCUACGUUAACUCAUUUUCGCACUUCGUAGUAGAAGGCUGCUAGUUCAUUUCCGUGACUUAUAAUUUUGCUCUGUCUCCCAUUUCUUCUUGGGACACCCCUAAAAAAGUAAAAGUCAGGAAUCUGGUAGGAAGACGAAAUGAAUUAGAAUUUUUACUGUUCUUGUCUCUCAGAGAGUAGACUCUUCCUUUGUAGAUAAUUCUUUUCCUCUCUCUCUUCUCUUUUCUCGAAGCCACGGUGUCCGAGGAUUACGUGUAGCAGAUGCAUCAGCGUGGGAAGAGAUUCCUAGUUCUCAUUUAGCAGCGCCAACGAUGGCUCUGGGCUAUCUCUGUGCGAAGUGGAUGCUGCAUGACGCUGCUGCUGCGGAAGAUCAGACCACUAUUAUGUUCUCGACCUCGUUUAUUAUAGGAAAACAACACACAAAAAUACGUCGUCCAAUGAAUGGAUUUUUUUUGAAUUAGUACUGCAGAAGCAGAAGAGUUGUGGCACUAGUUACUCUCAAUUAUAAUAUGGUCGUAUAGAUUUAUUAUCUACAAUGAUCGAACGAUUCUAGCUUCUAAUGCUCAUCUAUUCGGAAGUACUAGGGGAGAUAGGGAAGUUCCGACGGAACAACCGCCGAAAACAAAUACUGACUCAGGAGACAGUGAGGUUCCUCAUUUGCUGCGGUCUUUAGUUGAGGCAGCAAUGGCUGACAAUGUUGGGGAGAGCGAUAUGCAACAAUUAAAGGCAUACCUGAAUCUGCUCUUUCACGGGCGUCGGUCUGUGGUAGACCUACGACGACAAGAAGAAGUAGACGAUCACGUCCGUCUCAGAGAAGAAGUGUUGCAACGGGUAGCAGAUGCAAUACUCGCUGUUCAUAAGCUGGUUCUCGAAGCGAUGAAAGCAAGAGACUGGACAUUGAAGAUACCGUUCCUUUUAUGGUGCUGCAAGUAGUUUUUGUUUCAUGCAUAUUUUUAAUUUAUCAAGCCGCUCCUGGCUGCCGCUGCUCCUGACUGCUACAACAGACACCUUUAUUUUUGGGUUGUUCGGCCAUAGCAAGCCCAAAAAGAUGAAUAAGACAGGAAAAAAGCGCAAAGCUACUCUUUUUCAUAUGUCACAGGAGCUGCCUUGGUGGAACUAGUGAUGCAGACCUAUCUGCGACGCGCGUUUGAGCUCAGCUUUGGAGUCGACGAAAAACAGAAGAUAGAAACUCACGUCAAUCAAAUGCUGGCUUGGUUGAGACCAAGGAUGGGACUAGAUUUCCGAAAUCGUCGCCUUGAGGAGGAAAUCCAAGCAGUCAUUCACAAUCAUAUAGAAGACGCAGGAGGAGCUUUCGAUGGAGUAGAUGAAACGAUAAAAGGCAGUAGGAAGAUGGACUUAGAGACGAGUUCGACGGCUUCGUGUCCUAUUCCAGCAUUAGACGUGAUGCAUCGGUAUGAAAAGAAGGUGCUGGAAAAACUGACCCAAGAUUUCGAGAGGUUACCACUAGUGGGGACAGAAGCCGAGAAGAGUAACGAACAAGUCCCAGCACAUGGUGGCACAUCCACCUCUGGGCCUGGGGAAGACAUGAGCUCACAGGCGGAAGCAGAGGAAGAAUCUGUAUCAAGUAGUGCAGUCUCCAUAUCAGAAAAUGAGCCACGCUACAUGCAAUCGCCGACAAGGGAUAUAUUGUUAAGGCUACGCAGUAGUAACAUGAACGGGGGGAGUGAGAUGAAUACAUAGAGACUCUCUCGAUGUCGUCGUUUUAUUUUCCAACUCCUAUUCAUCUUCUUCUUCCUUGGAAAAAGGUGUUUUUACUACAUCUAGACAUGUGAUUAGCCUGAAACUUUCUUCUCAAUCUAAGCUCCGCUUUUAUGGCAGAGACAGUACCCGGCGAGGACUCAGUAGUAGAGGCGUCUUCGCUGCCGCAAAUCGCGUUUGGUACGGGAACGAUGGAUGAGCGUUUUUUCUUAGAUACCUGCGUUUCCUUUCUGCGCAAAGGCGGCCGCGUCCUCGACACAGCGCAUAUGUACGAUAACUAUGAGCAGAUCCGAGAGUGUAUCCGUGAUUCCCAGAUUCCGAGGGAGCAGAUAGUGCUGAUAACGAAAGUAAUGCCCCUCGGAAGAAAGGAAGCCCAAAAACACGUGGAAGCGGCAGUUGAGGGACUAGCAACAGAGGAGAACUAUUUGUACUUAAGGCUUAGAAGAAAGGAGAAAAUUGAAUUUUUACCUGGCAGGCACCACGCACUUAUCUCACACUCACGCUUACCUCGUCAUUUGUACCUAGCAACAGAUAUUACGUACAGACGAAGAUUAUUUGUAAUAAAGGCUUGAACGACCUUGAGCAUUUUUAGCAUGUGAAUGGGAUGGAUGAAUUCUGGUCAACAUGGAUCAGAAGGAAAGCAUGCCAUUAUCCGACAUCUCUCAGAGUUGUAAAUAGCAUUUACAGUGAUCUUUUAGCGACAAGAAUGAGUUCGAAUUUUUUCUGCUUUUUUCGUCUAAGUUAUAAAAAAAUCUUUCCAUUGGACUACGUUCUGGUACAUUGGCCUGGCAAUAGUGAGGGGAGGAAGCUUCAAAUACGUGUACCAGCGGAUUGCGCUAUGGUAGAGGUUGGAAAAACGGCCGAACAACAAAACAUUUAAGGCCGGAUAUGUGACAUCAUCAUUUGGCUGCUUAGGUUGAACAUCUCCUUGCUUCCUAUGCGUGAUUAUGCUAUGAUCAUCUCAUCCUUUGGAGUAAAUAUUUAUCAGAGUGCAUUACGCUCGUAUUACCGGCAAGAAGUUACGAUCGAGCGAUGCAUUAAAGGCAAAUUAUGCUUGUGCAAGCAAGACAGAUACGAAAAGAAGAUUGGUGCCUCUAAUUUUUAGAAGAGGAAGAGAGGGCGUUGGCGAAGACAGGAGACCAACCGGGAAUACCACCAAGACCGUUUAGUGGACCUCGAACAAGGCAAAAUGCGGUUCAGUCGUCUCUUAAGGCUAUACACAGUUUUUGUUUGCAACUUCGUGUAACAGUCUUCUUUUACUAGUCAUCUGCUGUUGAGUUGCAAGUGCAACUUUUGUGUUUGACUAGUCUGUCGUUGAAGCAAGAGCGCCGGGCAUUGCUUUCAUCUUUGUCAGACGAGUCCUAUGUUUGUAGAGCCCUUUAACGUACUAGAUCUAGAGUCCUCUGAAGUAGAACCAGAAGCAGCUCCAACUGCCUCUAGGUUUCUCUGAGGUUUCUCUAAGGUUACCGGCGAGUCGUUAACUCCAAGUGUCGUCCAAACCGAUGCGUGGCAGCGUUGCAGAGAGGAGACCUACCAAGUAUUGAUCGAGUAUCAACAACGAGGCCUUAUCAUUAUGGCCAAAGAAGAAAUACAGGAUCGUAGUACUGUGAAUAUUGACUCUGACAUACCACAUCAUGGCUAUCAGAGUAGAUGGCAAGAAUCUUCGAGUGCUAUCAUACUGAAUACUGACUCUGACAUACCACACUGAAUACUGACUCUGACUCUGAUCUGGCUAUCAGAGUAGAUGGCAAGAAUCUUCGAGUGCUAUCAUACUGAAUACUGACUCUGACAUACCACACUGAAUACUGACUCUGACAUACCACAUCAUGGCUAUCAGAGUAGAUGGCAAGAAUCUUACCACACUGAAUACUGACUCUGACUCUGAUCUUCGAGUGAUUAAAAAGAUGAACUUCUCUAAUGUGAAGAAAAUCGGAUUUUCGAAUUUCGGACUGGAUCAUGUGAACCAGUUUUCUGAACGUUUCCCGGCUAAUCCGGCGCAAAUGCAUCAAAUGGAGAUAAAUCCAGCUUAUGCGGAUUAUCCGGUGAUAGAGACGCAUGCGGCGCAAGCGGCUUACUACGAAAGCAUUGGGCAGCCGUGGAAUAAGUGCGUCAUCAUGGGAUAUGGGAUGCUAGGAGUAAUUUUUCACUUUUACUUGAUGUCACUUGUUGCGCUGGAGAAUCUUGAAUAAAUUAAGGGUAGGUUAAAGGUGCUUUUCUUACCGCUUUUUAUGGCUUCCUUAAGGGAGACAGGCAGAAAAAGCGGGAUACACGAGCACCAAAAACCUACCGCUAAAUAAAGCAAUCAAAUAAAUAGUGCUACCUCUGUGAUGGAGAUUAAUUGUUAUGUAUAGAACAGUUUACAGAGGGUGCACGCACAUGAUGUAGUACCGAAUGAAGUUUUUUAGGUACAAUUAUAUAGACAUACUCUUACGUGGACAUAUUAACAUGAUCACCAUCACCAACAACAUCAUCAUAAUAUUAGGGCAACAAUCGCGGACAGUUAAAUCUGAAGCACGUGGAGCAAAUUGCUCGACGGAAUAGCAUGGACCGAUUCGCGAUGCUCACGAAAUGGAUUGCAGAAUCCCUACGUGGUGUGGUCACUGUGGCCAGCCGCGACACCUCUCGUCUCGAACAAGCUUUGUGUUAUGGCGUCUGGUUAUCUAGAGCAAUACUUUGAUUUUGAAGGAACUGCAAUUUGAAAAGUUGUAAAUAUACUGCAGAGACAUGAUCUGGCUCGACCUUCGCUGUCUGUGUCUUGCCCUCGGUCUUGAUCACAUUCAGAGUCUGUCUCUACGGUGCUACGGACAGCACUCUCUUCAGAGGCAUACACAUGACAUGACGUUGAAUGCUCGACGCCUUCUUGUCUACGGAUGACAAUUUCUCUACGACUCUUGUUCAAGUCAUCCAUCAUAAGGCAAUCAAGAUUGUCAUCUACAGACAUCAUCUUCAUCUACUUCACUUUUAGUCGAAGCCCAUAAGUAACAAUGCUGGAGCACCACUUUCUAAUCAGACAAGAAAUAUAGCUUUUUUUGAAUAUGAUAUUAUGCUCUAACCCACUACUGCUACUACUAAGCUCUAAUCCUCCACGUGGAAAACGUAUCCGACGCCUAUAGUCGUUUCAGAUGCGACUUAUCUGACGCAAGUGGCCAGCAACUAUUUCCGCAAAGCUUACACCCCAUAUCCAGAUGAAAUAUUAUAAGGUUGAAGCAAGUAACAUUAUUUAUAACGAACAUGUUGUUAACAUUCAAUUUAGAUGAAUCGAGGAUGAGCUAUUUUCUCAUCGGACUAAGAAUUGCUCUUCUAUUAGCACAGAAAUGUCUUAUGUAACUUUCUUUGAGCUAAACCACUCUUUAUUACAUGUUGAAUAAAUCUUGAUGUUAUAAAAAAGAACGAACGCAUGCACUGUAGUUCUUCGCAGUGUUAGUGGAAAUACCUGCUGAGUGCCCAUACCUAAUGAAGAAUGUGGAAAGCAAGAUGCUGAUGGUCAUGAAAUGUUCGACAGUCAUACUACGUAGGGACGGCCGAAAGUCAAGAUUCGAU
This is a messenger RNA of Amoebophrya sp. A25, 6771 nucleotides long. Lineage: Eukaryota; Dinophyceae; Syndiniales; Amoebophryaceae. The record is from the annotation of a GenBank genome assembly.